CAGGCUGUCAGUUUCUGUCUCACAGGGACAGAGAGACGUCACACUGUCCCAAACUCUCGUGGACACAUCAAAAAUGGAAAGAAAGAAGAAGUAGAAGAACACAGAGACCAGACCGGGUGUUGUACGGAUAGCAUGGAGUUAGAUUUAAGAGGAUUUGUAUUUUUCUUGGACACAAGCAAGUUUCUGCAAAGAAAUUUUAAAAGAAACUGUCAGAAUCAAAUCUCAGCGACGUCUUCCUCUCGUGGAUUCUGUAUUUAGUCGACACACUUUCUAACUGAGCAAAUUUUAUGGAUUAUAACCAAACUCUUUGGAUAUUUUCAAUUCAACUCCAGCUCCAGGCCUACUGAAAGUGCCACCAGCUGAUUUUUAGUUCCAGAUUUUGUAUCUGUGUUUGUUUUUUAAUUGUCAUCUUAGAAAAGUUAAAUCUGGGUCUUUGGAGUCAAAGGAUUACAGUUCAACUUUCUGACUUUUUAUUCACUUUUUUCAUACUCUCUCUUUUAUCCAUUUGUUGCAUUAUACAGAACAUGUCCAACAUGUUCUCUGAAGAGACUCAGAGGGGUCUUCAGUGAUGAGCGGCUGUUUUAAUGUUGAGUUUCAGUGACUGGUCUCUACGUGAAUGGACUACACACGCCGCCCGGAGCUGAACACGCCGUCUCACCGCUUCGCAUAGCAGUGGAUCACAAAGUCGAUACUUGGCCAAAGUAACCAUGGCGUCCCGAGGGAAGGGGCGGGGCCUGUCCUAUCUGUUUCCCUGCUGCUACAAAGACAGCGACCAACCAGAGAUCACUGUGUGUGAUGACAUGAACACUAUGGGGGUACUGGGACCUGGUCUGCCCAUGCCCCCCCCUCCAGAGCUGGACUCCAUGUUCACUGAGCUGGUGGAUGAACUGGACCUUACAGAUGAACACAGAGCCACCAUGUUUUCUUUGCCAGCAGAGAAGAAGUGGCAGCUCUACUGCAGUAAGAAAAUGGUGAGAAACUACAACUACUGCAUUAUAUAA
This is a messenger RNA of Etheostoma cragini (Arkansas darter), 1001 nucleotides long. RefSeq names its product disheveled-associated activator of morphogenesis 1-like. Gene Ontology annotation, biological process: actin cytoskeleton organization. The record is from RefSeq and is a predicted model, not a curated record. Gene Ontology annotation, molecular function: small GTPase binding; actin binding. The transcript is spliced from 3 exons. Bases 708 to 1001 code for a protein of 97 amino acids. Lineage: Eukaryota; Metazoa; Chordata; Actinopteri; Perciformes; Percidae.